Linum trigynum is the source of this 1456-nucleotide messenger RNA. NCBI's taxonomy places the organism in Eukaryota, Viridiplantae, Streptophyta, Magnoliopsida, Malpighiales, Linaceae. The record is from the annotation of a GenBank genome assembly.
AUCUGCGUGCGAAACCUAGCAGCAGCAGCCGCCGCCUCAGCCUCAGCCGCUAUCCUUGCUUUUCUUCGUUGAGUCUCCUCUAAGCUUCGAAAGGUUCGUUCUUUCUUGAAGCUCUGCUUUGCUUCUUUCCACUCACGUUCCUUUUUGUAUCUCUGUUCAAGCUUCCAUUGUCCCCCGAUCCAUUUAUUCAUUCUUGUUGUGGCUAUGGUGGAUCCUGAAGCUGUGUUGUUGAGCGGUGUUUUUACUUCGACUUGCCUGUUGGUUGGUUGUCUGAUGAUGAAACCUGUAGAGAGAUCGAUCGAUAGGUUUUUGCUGAGUGAUGUUUGAUGAUUGUUUGUAAAACUCCGGAUUUCGUGUUCGCCUUCCAGGAAUCGAUAUUAUAUGGACAGAUUGUUUGUGCUCGGAUUUGAACGAAUCUGAUGGUGGUUGAAUUACGGUCGCAUUCUCUGAGGAAUUGGUUUCUAAUUGUCUUUGGGUGCGAUUUGCACUAUUCUGUUAGUGGUUGGAUUAUGGUCUUAGCUGAUGCUUAUUCCCCCAUUUGAGUUUAGUUUGCGAUAACUAUGAGUCGAGUUACUUAAACUAGAAAACUAGGGCUUGCUAAUUUCAUAUGAUGAAUUUAGUUAUGAUGGUGGCAUCUGUAACUAUGAUCAUCAUGCUUUGCGAUUUGUAAUACACCAAUUGUGUUAGACUGUCUACCGCACUUAAGCUUGUCAUUUAGGUUUGUUUCAUCUGUUGAGCCAAUUGAAUUUGCUGCUUGUGACAUUGGUAGCAUAGAUCCAACACUAUGGUGCCUAUUGAUAGCUGAUGUCCUGUAAAUAUCAUCAUCCUGUGUUAAUAACUCUUCACGCAGUGGUAUCCUCUUUAACUCUACUACCAUUUUGUAACUUGUGCAGCAGGAUGGACUCUCAGACCAAGCACGCUUUGGUUGUGAAGGUGAUGGGCCGUACUGGAUCCAGGGGGCAGGUGACUCAGGUCCGAGUCAAGUUCAUGGACGACCCCAACCGCUUCAUCAUGAGGAAUGUCAAGGGUCCAGUGAGAGAAGGCGACAUCCUCACCUUGCUCGAGUCUGAAAGAGAGGCCAGGAGGCUUCGUUGAGAUCUUACCCUUCUGGUUUGGGACAGGUUUCCCGAUGGCUUGUUAUUGUGGUGUGUGUCCAUCAGAACUUGGUGUCAUUGAGGUUUUGGUUCAUUUUGACAUGCUCAAUCAAAUUUUGUUGUCAUGAAGACUUGGAAAUCUGUGUUGUGAGUUUUAUAAUUUACGGAUGGGAUUUUAAGUGAUAAUCACUCUGAACGUUUGAAUCUCUUUCAUAGCUUUCUCCUGUUGGAUUGUAUUUUUUUCUCGUGUUGAUCCUGCGUCCUGCCACCUAAAAAAUGCGGCUUGCUGCCCUAAGUUUGUUUUCUUCCGUGGUAGAAAUGGUGAGCUUGAUACAGUUGCCAAAUAACAGGUUUGAGACCAA